Molecule: messenger RNA, 2642 nt
Organism: Daphnia pulicaria
Lineage: Eukaryota; Metazoa; Arthropoda; Branchiopoda; Diplostraca; Daphniidae
Gene: jing
Product: zinc finger protein jing-like
Exons: 6
Coding region: 112-2361 (749 amino acids)
Biological process (GO): regulation of transcription by RNA polymerase II
Cellular component (GO): ESC/E(Z) complex
Source: RefSeq, a predicted model, not a curated record
AGUCGAGGUACCCUUAAAUCGCGUGUGUGUGUGUGUGUGUGUAGUCUGAAGUGUCAAAUAGGGACUGGUUUGUGUAGUCGUGGUAGAGGAUUUUUCCUAGCGUCAUUCAAGAUGGCAGAUUCAGCGUUGGAAUCAGCAAAGAUUGUGACUCUUUCGUAUCAAUCCAAAGUUAAAGACAACGAUGAAAACGAAAGUUCUUCUACUACUAACGUGAAAACCCCUGCUUGUGGCAGCUUGCAUCCAUCGUCACCCAGUCGAAUAAUGGAUGGUGUGGCAACGGGCAACGUGCCGUUAGACAACCAAGCGGCCUCUACAACAAAGAAAACAGCGGAUUCUGACAAGAAGAAAAAGAGUAAGAUGGCCGAUGAGGCUAGAAGCAAUUCACGGGCGUAUGAAGCAAUCCGACUGACUAGUGGUGGUGAAACUCGAGAAAUGUCUGUUAACGAACAUUUUGAUGGUCAACAACGUCGGUCACUCAUAACAUCGGCUCUCGUCAAUGAUGAAAAGAAACGUCGGCGCUCAGAUAGAUACGACAGUUCAGAAAGUUCAGACAGUGGAGUGGCAUCUCUGACUUGCUCUGACGCGUCUUCUUGGAGUAGCAGCAGUGACAUCACAGAACCAGUUUCGCCCGCUUCACCCUCUUCAUCGCAAUCAAGCCCAAUCAGUCCAACAUUGCUGGACAAUAGUGCUACCAACCAUUGUUUAGCAAUCAAUUCGACCCGAAAAGAACAAAAAACCGAUUCAAAAAAGAAAUGUCGUCUCAACGGUGUUCACGAUAAGCAGUUAGGGAGCACCUCUGUGUCGGUAUUGUCGCCAUUUCCCUGUAUCACUAGCCAAAAGAGGUGUCGCCGACAUAGCGAUUCUACGUCGACAGAAAUGUCUCGUUAUCACAAGUCAGAUGGCCCUUAUGCCCAAGAGCGUGGCAAGCGUGCCCGUCAUUCAUCUGGAGAAUCAAUUUCCAACUGCAACUCAUUUGCAAAUAUCAAAGAGAGACCCAGUACAGACGUAGGCGACUUGGCAGCUAAACAGAAAUGGUUCGCUUUACUAUGGAGGAAAAAUGGAAGCAAUGCUUUAAGUGAAGAGAAAAAUCAAAGUUUUAAGCAACUGAAUUCGUCUAAUCAGCGCCAAUCCUGGCCACUAGCUAAACACCUUCAACAGAAAAGUGGCCAGUUGAAGAUCACGGAAUUCUUCUCAUCUCAAGUGAAACAGCAUUGGAAUUAUACUAGGUUUUCAGAUGUAGAUAACAAGGACGUCAAACUUCCAAUUUGUCUCAGCAAUUCCAAUUGGCGUCUACCAGCAUCACGAGUAGCCAUCGUUUCUGUUGCACAGGUGGACCACCACAGUGACGACGUUUCUUUCAACCCGCGGUCUCUCCCGGAAAAUACAGGAUUUGAAAGGUCGGUGCCUGCCACUAGACCCUCCCCUGAUUGCGGUUUCCCCGCUAAGGCCCCUGGGCCUGUUCCGAUUCGUUUCCCGAUCGAUCAGGUCACUUCGUGCCAUAAAAACGGUCUCUCACUGCCUAUUGGUGUAAGUGUAUUGCAGUGUCUUUGGCAGCACUGUAAAUCCAGACUGACGUCAGGCCAAUCGCUUCUCGAGCACAUUCAAAAUGUUCACGUUGUUUCUCAAUCUGCAAGACCAGUUUCAUUGUCGUUAUUGUCUGGCUCUGAUGCUGCUGCAGAAACUGCUGGUGGUGUUACAAGUUGCGAUGAACUGUAUUCUUGCCAAUGGGAAGGCUGCAAAGUUCAGGGCAGAACUUCUUCGUCGAGAGCAUGGCUUGAAAGGCAUGUCCUGUUGCACGGAGGUCACAAGCCAUUUCGCUGUAUCGUUGAUUUAUGUGAGCAACGGUUUAAUUCACAGGCUGCUCUUCAACGUCACGUCAAUGCACAUUUCAACCAGGAAGCUGGUCAAAGCAGUAAUGGUCAUGGUAUCAAACGUGAUAGUGCCCCAGCUAAAAUUAUGCGUCGCAAUUCUAAGAAGCUCAAACACCGUCGAAAUAAAGUUGCACCAGCUCGUUUGUUCGACUUUUUCGACUCCGGAGUUAUGGAACGCUUACGUCAUCAGUUGAUAAAUUCCCAAGUGACCCAAAAUCGAGUUGGUGUUUCUUGUAUAACCAAUGAUCUCAUUGUUCGCAGCCAGAUAAUUGCCCGACGCUUGGAUGCAAAUGGAAAAUCAAGAGUUCUCUUACGAUGGAUUCCCGAAGAUGUGUUACCUGAUCAAUGGGUGCUGGAAGAAGAAGUGGUUACGCAUAAAACGGUUGCUGUGCGCAACCUAAGUAGCGCUGUUCAGAUAGAAUUGCAGAAAUUGUUGAUCCGACCAGCAAUAUCAAAAGAAAAUGAAUCGAAACACCGUCGCAAAAGAUAGUCUGUUUUUCUUUUUCUUACUUCAUGUCAACUCAAGCGCUUUUACUUGUACUAUAUCUUCGUUUCCCCCCCGAGAGAUGAAUGUGUCCGAUUUUGAAGCUACCGUUAUUAUGUAUCUGACUUAUCUGGGUAUUACUUUUUGUUUCACUGACGUUGACGUCCCCUCAAAUGACAAAAGACAUCCAAAAUUUUCCGAAGCGUCGCAGCUUGCACACUCUAAUGCUAAUUUUGAGGAGCCUUUUUCCGAUAAAGAUAAUAAGGGAAAACAGGGUUAUUCCAGCC